AUGCUUCCUCAUCUACAACUAAUUCUUCUCCUUCUAGCCUUCAUUUCCCAUGAACCUGAAGCCGUAGCACAAUCCCAAGUUGCACCAAUAACCAAACAUACAGACCUUGCUACACCACUCUACAGCGUUCAGUUGAUGAUCACUUCAUGGGUAAACAGAGACAUCUUUUAUAAAAACCUCCUUAUAGACAUAGAUGCUCCUUUCACAUGGUAUAACUGCACUGUGGACUGGAAUAGUUUGAUUUAUAACAGAAAUUGCCCCACGUGCCCUGCCCCAGUUUCUUGUCAGGAGUAUCAAUGCACGAAUGUUCGCACAUCUUACUCUUACGAAAGUCCUUCAUGUCUUCCAGUAACCAACAGUUCGACUUUACCUGGUUGGGGAGACUGCACAUGCCCAGUCAAUGUUGUGAACCCAGUUAACGGGACGUGUGGUCACGCGCUACUCAACUUUGACGAAUUCACGUUCAGGGGAAGUGAUGGGAAAAACCCUCUUCCAGAAUAUUUGGUUCGUAGCCAGCUUAUGUUUGAGUCAUUCCCUGCAAAUGUUACUGGUGUAAUGGCUUUUUCCACAUCUCGGUAUGCAUUUCCAGCUUAUCAGUUUCAACCUUUCACAAAAACAUUUUGUUUAUGUUUGCCUAGCUCCAUGUCUGCUCAUGGAGUUAUGUUCAGUGGGAACGGACCAUAUUAUCUUCUUCCUAACUCAGAUGUGGAUCUUCGAAGUCUUCUAUCUUAUAUUCCGUUGCUCAGUUAUCCUGAUUCUUUUGGUUAUUUUAUUGGUGUGAAAUCGGUUGUAGUUAAGGGAAGAUCCAUUGAUGUUUCAAAUAGCACAACGAAGCUUAGUACGAUUGAGCCUUACACGAUUCUUAGGAGAGACAUUUACAAGCAAUUGGUUCAUAUCAUAUCAAUUGCAACAAUGGGAAUCCUUCGUGUAAGGCCGAUGGCACCUUUUGGACUUUGUUUAAAGAAUCAAAUUGGUCGUUCCCAUGUUAGUUUGCUGGUUCCUGAUAUUGUUUUGAAACUUGAGGAUGGGAAGAAAUGGAUAAUAUCCUCAAGUAAUUCGAUGAAACAAGUUAAGAAAAAUGUGGCUUGUCUUACUUUUGUUGAUGGUGGUGAGACAAGUGAACAUGGGAUAGUGAUCGGGACGUUUCAGAUGGAGGAUAACUUCCUGCUGUUUGAUCUUGAGAAUUCAAGUUUAGGGUUUAGUUCUUCUUUAUUAAGCAAUAAGACUUCUUGUGCAAACUUCAACUUUACCGGUCCUUGA
Molecule: messenger RNA, 1260 nt
Organism: Lactuca saligna
Lineage: Eukaryota; Viridiplantae; Streptophyta; Magnoliopsida; Asterales; Asteraceae
Source: the annotation of a GenBank genome assembly